UGUCCGAUCAAUCCGGAAGGUCUAGAACGCGAGCCCGAGCAGGAUCAGGAUCUGUCCACGUGGCUAGGCAUGUGCUUCUUCCUGCCUGUUAUCGGCGUUGAGCGGGUGGCGAGAGUGGAUGACGAGUGUGGCAGAGCGACUGGAAAUUUAAUUCCAUUGCUUGGCCCGCAGAGUGAACCGCUCAGAAUGGGCAUAGCGGAAGAGCCGGAACUCUAGGUUCAAGCCAGAGCAGAGUACCUUUUCCGGUCUUCUCUAGCAGGGCGGCGUAGACUCCGUGAAAUCAACUCCCAUACUGGUGUCUCAAGAAGAGGAUCAAGAAGCCAUCUGAACUCUGGCGAGACCCAAGUCUUAAAAUAACGUGGGUCUUCCUUUUCUCUUGUUUUCUUAUCUUCAUAACAUUGCAUACUGAUUCGACGCGAAGCAACUUUACAACUCACAUCACAAGCUUGCUAUGGGACUCGGAUCGUUUGGAGAUAGGUUGGCUAACCUCAGAAUUGGCGGCGCCAGGUACAACUCGCCAUGGACGCAAGUUGUUAUAUUGGGUUUCGUGGCCUUUUGCUCAGUGGGCAUGUUCUCAGCCCUAAGUAACCUAGGAGCCGGUGGCUCGCAGGACACUCAACUCGCUGAUACGGCCAAUGGUGUUCUCUACGGUAUCUUUGCCAUCUCCGGACCGUUUGCAGGUUCAGUCAGCAACAUUCUCGGUCCUCGAGCCACCCUGUCUCUCGGAACCAUCGGAUACUCCAUCUACGUAGGAGGCCUGUGGGCGUACCAGAUUCAUGGUACUCGAUCCUUCUUCAUCGUCUCUGGUGCCAUCCUCGGGUUCACCGCUGCUCUGCUUUGGGCUGCUCAGGGAUCCAUCAUGAUGUCCUACCCGCUUGAGAAAGAUAAAGGUCGAGCGUUCUCCAUUUUUUGGUCAAUCUUCCAAUCUGGAACGCUCAUCGGAGCAGCCAUCGCUCUCGGUAUUCAGGCUCAUUCGACCUUGCCAGCCGUGUCGACUGGUGUCUACGUUGCAUUCCUUAUCAUCAUGCUGACCGCUAUUUUCACAUCUUGGCUGAUCCUCCCGCCUACCUCUGUGGUUCGAGGAGACGGUACCGUCGUCGAGAUUCAGAAGGCUCUUUCACCCCGAGAGGAAUUCAAAGGUUAUGCCAUGCUUUGCAAGGACUGGCGAAUGCUUGCUCUUUUCCCAAUGUUCUUUUCCUCCAACUACUUCUAUGCUUACCAAGGUGCCAUUACUGCCAACUGCUUCAAUGGUCGAACGCGUGCUUUGACCUCUCUCCUCACUGGACUGGGAUCUAUCGUUGGAUCCAUCUUCAUCGGGAUGAUCUUUGAUUACGUCCCGUUUAAACGACGGAACAGGGCCCUGGUAGGAUGCGCCGCUGUGCUCGUGCUUAACAUUCUCGUCUGGGGUGGAGGUAUCGGAUUUCAAGUCACUUUCAAGCGUGCAGACGGAAAAUUCGAUUGGGACUGGACCAACCCGAAAGCUCACGGCCCUCUGGUACUCCUCAUGUCUUACUACAUCGCCGAUGCUGCCUAUCAGGGUCUCGCUUACUACACCAUGAGUGCCAUGACCAACGACCCAUUCAAGCUCGCUCGAAUGGCUGGAUACUACAAGGGUGUGCAAUCUGCCGGAGCAGCCGUUUCCUUCGGUAUGGAUGCAGUCAAGACUCCAUUCUUGACUGAACUCUUGGUCUCUUGGCUCAUGCUCCUCAUCUCUCUGCCCCUCUGUGCCUUUGUCCUGUACAAGUGCCGAGACACGAACUAUGACGUCGAACGUGUCGUUCAUGUUGAAGAACUGGAAAAGUCCGCGAUCCACGGUGGUGCUUUGCCAGCGGGCCAUCACACCGCCAACACCGGUGCCAUUGAAAUGACACAAGAUGCAGACAAGAAGGACCUGCCGCCUCAGAUGACUCAUUAGAGGCUGAACGAAGCCCAUGCCUGGCUUGGAGUACUGGUUAUCUCGAUGGUGUUGAUUCGACAAUA
Molecule: messenger RNA, 1980 nt
Organism: Kockovaella imperatae
Lineage: Eukaryota; Fungi; Basidiomycota; Tremellomycetes; Tremellales; Cuniculitremaceae
Product: putative DUF895 domain membrane protein
Exons: 12
Coding region: 452-1915 (487 amino acids)
Source: RefSeq, a predicted model, not a curated record